AUGAGCUCGAGGGCGAUAGGGAGUAUGAGGUUGAGGUUAAGCAGCUUGGCGCGGAUGGUGGUGCAGAGGCAGACGGCGGCGUCGAGCCCCGCCAGGCCUUGGAUCAGCGGGCAGCACUUCUCCUUCACCUCCCUCCCAAUUAUCACGUGCACCAGGCCGCUCAGCAGGUCCACGCACGCCCCCAGCUUCAGGGCGUCGAUUGGGCACUGCCCCACCGCCGGCGACGGCGGCGGGGACGGCCCUACAGGCGGCGCAGGGGGGGCAACUGGUGCAACCGGAGGCGAUGGAGCGGGGUACGGCGGCGGCGGCGGGGGCGGCGCGGGCGGCGGCGGAAUCUGGGGCGGUGCCGACGGCGGACGCGGGGGCUUGACUGGCGGGCGCGGCGGCUUGACUGGUGGCUUGUGGGGGGGCUUCGCGUGGGGGGGUUUGAUCUUGGGGGGAUGUUUGGGGGGGUGACAUGGCGGGCCGCAGGCGAGGCUCAUCAAGAGAUUGGAAAGGAGAAGGAUGGCUACCACAUGUUUCCCCAUGGCGAGAUCAACAAGGCACUCCUGCGAUGACCAACAGAGAGAACAUCAAGAGAGAGAGAGAGAGAGAGAGAGGGAGAGAGAGAUGAAGGGGAAGGGGAGAGUAUUAGUGAAUAGAGGGGGCUGAGUAUACAUUUAUAAGGCCGGGCAUGCAUGUAGUCGUCCGCUUUGUUUCCCUACUGGGCUUACAGCACACUAAAUGAGAGUCUUGUCCCCUCUCUCUCUCUACAGUUGUGCUCUGGCAACCUUACUGAGACUCUAGCGACGGACGCCACACGAAGGACGCACCCAGCUCUGGUCUACGUGAGAGAAAUGAGACAGGUUGGGUUUGGAUUCCAAGAAGUUUUGUCCGUGAAGACAGUCUGCUCACUGAGUGCAACCCGUGA
Messenger RNA from Spirodela intermedia, 910 nucleotides. The record is from the annotation of a GenBank genome assembly. NCBI's taxonomy places the organism in Eukaryota, Viridiplantae, Streptophyta, Magnoliopsida, Alismatales, Araceae.